This is a messenger RNA of Abrus precatorius (Indian licorice), 1131 nucleotides long. RefSeq names its product 39S ribosomal protein L46, mitochondrial. NCBI's taxonomy places the organism in Eukaryota, Viridiplantae, Streptophyta, Magnoliopsida, Fabales, Fabaceae. The transcript has 7 exons. Gene Ontology annotation, cellular component: mitochondrial large ribosomal subunit. Gene Ontology annotation, molecular function: structural constituent of ribosome. The record is from RefSeq and is a predicted model, not a curated record. The coding region runs from base 142 to 843 and encodes 233 amino acids.
GUUUAACCCUUCAGGUUUUGGCUUUGAUCUCCCUCUGCACAUCUAAAACCCUUUCUCCCCUUUCUAACUCUCCCCUUCUCUUUGCUGCAAAACCUCACUCAUAUUUCUUGCGAAUUGAAUGAGAUUUGGGGAUACGCUCCCAUGUUUCGAUUAAGGAUUAAAAUGUCAUUAGUUCGGCCUCUCUUUACAAGGCGAGGAUUCAGCACAAGCUCUGAGAACCUUGUUGCCUCUGUGCUCUUUGAGAGAUUGCCAGUGGUCAUUCCCAAAGUUGACCCUGUGGUUUAUGCAUUUCAAGAAUUCUCGUUUCGAUGGCGACAACAAUAUCAACGCAGAUAUCCUGAUGAAUUUCUUGACAAAUCUGAUGCAAGGGGGAAAGGUGAGUAUCAUAUUGACUAUGUGCCAGCACCACGAAUCACUGAGGCUGACAAAAACAAUGAUCGAAGGUCCCUACAAAGAGCCCUUGACAGAAGACUCUACCUUGUUCUCUAUGGUAAUGCAUAUGGGGCUCCAAGUGGGCAGCCUGUGUGGCAUUUUCCAGAGAAAGUUUAUGAAUCAGAGGACACCAUGCGCAAGUGCGCUGAGUCUGCUCUAAAAUCAGUCAUAGGAGAUCUUUCUAAUACAUAUUUUGUUGGAAAUGCUCCAAUGGGCCAUAUGGUUGUUCAACCUACAGAAGAACAGUCUGAAUCCACAUCUUUUAAGAGAUUCUUCUUCAAGUCACAAGUAAUUGCUAAAAACAAGUUUGACAUUGGAAAAUGUAAGGAUUUUGUGUGGGUGACCAAGGAUGAAUUGGUGGAGUAUUUUCCCGAGCAAGCUGAGUUUUUUAGCAAGAUGAUCAUAAGUUGAUGACACUGUAGGGCAGUUGUUUAUUUGAAAUUUUCGCUAGUUUAUAAAAUGACUGUCGAAGAGCAUGUAAGAUACUGGGCACAGAGAAGAUUUUAAUUUAAGGUUAAACAUGACAUGUCUAAUUUUGGAGACUUGUCAAAGUUAAUGGAUGCUGGAAGGCUUUUGUUUAAAAUUAUUUCUCCCCUAUUCUUGGAUCUGAAUAAGUUGCCACGGUGAUUGUGACAUUGGGAAUAUGUUACCCAAUUUUGUUGAUAUAGCUUUUUGUUUGAAUGUCUAUCUUAUCUGUUC